Cricetulus griseus (Chinese hamster) is the source of this 3271-nucleotide messenger RNA. The record is from RefSeq and is a predicted model, not a curated record. Lineage: Eukaryota; Metazoa; Chordata; Mammalia; Rodentia; Cricetidae.
GCUUUGGGAACCACCACUGCAGUGCCUGUCACGGGUCCUCAGGUCAGCUCCCUGCAGAGGUUGGCUGGGCAAGGAGCAGCAGUGCUACCUCAGGUUAGGCCAAAGACUCUGAUUCCAGACAGCCUCCCUGUCACCCCGGGCAGGGACCGGCCACCCAAGCAGCCCCCAACAUUCCAAAAGGCCACUGUGGUCAGCAUCAAGAACCCCAGUCCAGCCCUCCCCACUGCCAACAACACCGUCAACCAUGUGCCAACACCCAGCAGCCAGGCCCAGGCCCUCACCGAGCCCACCGCCAUCACCUCACCCCUGAGCAGUGCCGGGGUGGCCUAUGCCAUCAUCUCCACCUCCCCCAGCAAUGCUGCCACCAUCACCCCCAGCACCACCGUGCCCGUGGCCAGCGACAGCAUCAAAGUGCAGCCCCUCCUCAUCAGUGCUGACAAAAAGGUCAUCAUCAUUCAACCUCAAGUGCAGACACAGUCCCAGAGUUCAGCAGAGCCCCAGCCACCCACGGAGGAGCCAUCUCAGGGAGCUCAGGCCACCAAGGAAGACCAGCCCUCAAGCCAGGAGAAUCCAGAGAAAAUCGCCUUCAUGGUAGCUCUAGGCUUGGUCACAACGGAACACCUGGAAGGGACUUAUGCUGAGGAGUGUGUCCCUGUCCCCUCAUCCUCCUACCUGAUACUCAUCCUAAAGCCACCAGAGCCAUGCUAUAAGCAGCUCCUGAAGGCUCUGACCUGCCCUGACCCUCUGGGCAACGAGCCUGUGACUGCUGUGUCUGCCUUUCAUAUCCAGAAAUCCAGAGCAAGCGUCAGGAGCGGAAGAGGGGGAGCACGGCUACCCCCGCCAAUAGCGGCUUCUUGGAGACCGAGAGGAAGCGGCUGGCCUCCAGCUAUCUCCACAACCCCCUGUUCCUUACAGCACGAGAGCGAAAUCACUCAUGAUGAAUUCUGUGCUGCCUGCAAGCGAGGAGCUAGCCUACAGCCCUGUGGCACCUGUUCAGGGGCCUACCACCUCAGCUGCCUGGACCCUCCCCUCAAGACGGCGCCCAAGGGCGUGUGGGUCUGCCCUAAGUGCCAGCAGAAGGCCUUAAAGAAAGACGAGGGUGUACCCUGGACCGGGAUGCUGGCCAUUGUGCAUUCCUACGUCACCCACAAGACAGUGAAAGAAGAAGAGAAGCAGAAAUUGCUACAGCGUGGCAGCGAACUACAGACUGAGCACCAGCAACUGGAGGAGCGGGACCGGCAGCUGGCCUCAGCUGUGAAGAAAUGCCUGGAGCUGAAGACAAGCCUCCUGGCCCGCCAAAGGGGCACACAGUCGUCACUGGACCGCCUCCGGGCCCUGCUGAGACUGAUCCAGGGUGAGCAGAUGCUUCAGGUCGCUAUGGCAACUACCAGCCCCACCCCGCUUCUGGCCGGGACCUGGACCAAGCCUUCCACUACCACCAUGCGCACUGCCCUCCAGCACCCCCAGAGCCACAACUGACCCCAGGGACCUGUAUAAUACUCACGGAAAGUUACUGGGACUUUGCUCUCAAGACCUGGGGAAAUCUGUCAGCCUUAAUUCAUAAACUCUAUGAAUUUUAGACAAAAGUAAACUAGACAGAGUGACAGAGAGAAAAAAAGGAGUGAGCUGAGUAUCCCAGAGCCAGAACUGGCAUGAGGUGGAUCCCUAUACCAGUUGCAGGGGACCACCUGAGGGCCAGGUGAGGGUGUCUCAGAUCAAGGCACAGGCAGCCGUCACCCUGGGCUGCCAGGCCUCCCUAGUUUGUGGCUUUCAUGCCUAGCUCUCUCAUUGUGUUGUCCCCUCAGGAGAGGAAGACUUCAGGCUGUGGAGAGUGAGGCAGUCUAGGCCACGUACAGCGUGCAAGGAGGCAAGCAACAACUGAUAGCUGGUUAGUGGGGGUGGCAGGGUGAGCCUCUGGUACGAGAGUGGGUAGCUAACCUAGGUAGUUCUCCAGUGGCCCUGGGACUCCUUGUGCCCUGCUGCCCCCUAAUCCAUCAGUAUUACUAUGUUGAAACUCAGUCAUUUAACUGGAUAAGUGACAAGCCAGCUUCUCCUGAGGUCACUGCUGCAUGGGCUGCCCAGCCUGGCCUCUGCCUCAUUCUUCCCUAACUCAUGCUCUUGCUGCAGCCCACCUCUUCCUAUUGCCAGUCUCUGGAAUUUUCCUCAUGGAGUGCUGGGCUAGACAGAGCAGUCAGCCACCAUGGGAGGCCCCUGGCAGGUUUCACCUCAUGAUGGAAGCCUUUAGAGCACUCUCCUUUGCAGGAGCCACCAAGAAUCCUGCCCACUUCUUGCCAGUUAAAGACACUAUGCCAAAAAGAGCUUCACACUUUUUGUAUAGCGUUUGUUUUGUUGUACGAUCCGUAAUGUGAACUGCACCUCUGCCUGCCUUCCUCUGCAUCUGGUAGUCUCUGCUCCAGAAUGGUAACCUCCCCUGAGAGGGGCCAGAUGGAGCAUCCAGAGGGAUUUAGAGAUCCAGCCAGGAGGCAAAGAGGGUGGUGCAUUUGGGGGCCUGGCCUUUGGAGACUCCAGAGCCCUCCUUCUCAAUGCUGUCUCCUCAUUUGCAGGAAGUGCAGGUCCCUAGGUACCCUGGGGGUUCCUGCACCUCUGCGAGCCAUGCAGCCCACUUUGCAAGCCCCACCCUGUCCUGAGGGACACAGCACAACCCAUAUGCGAUCAGGAGCCACAGGGCUCCCCUGAGCAUAUCACAUGGUGCCCAAUUGCAGUGAGCACUCGCGCAUGCGCCAGGGCCACAGCCGCACACCUGUGCCCACAGACACAAGUGCAGAAUGGGAAGGCUGGCUGGGAUCCCACCACCAGCUACUGUCCCUCUUGUCAUUUUUCACGACUCCGGGAGAAACUGUGCUGUAGGAUACAAAUCUAUUUUAAUACACAUUACACUGGGUUGAACAAGAUUUUUAUAUUCUUUUAUCGAUGAAUGACGUGAGCUAUGCGAGGCGCACGUCUUUAUAUAUUGGUUACGAGGUGCCGAUUAUGCAUUACCGCACGGCUGGUGACGUAACUGUCUUCAGGUUCUUUUGUUGGUUGAAUUUUCUUCUUGGAUGGAUUGAGUUCGAUUUUGUAAGAAAUGUGGGAGGAUGUGGAAGGUUGGACCCGGGAGGGGGAGCUGCUGAUGUGUCUUGAGACUUAGGUUUUUUUGGGGGGGACCAAGGAGGACCGUCCAGUGGAUAGUGGCUAGAGAAAGUGUUUGUCUUAAAUAUACCAGUGUAGUUUUUCCUUCUGUAUGAUGCAUUAAACCCAAUUUCAAAGCCUG